This is a messenger RNA of Phyllotreta striolata, 3119 nucleotides long. NCBI's taxonomy places the organism in Eukaryota, Metazoa, Arthropoda, Insecta, Coleoptera, Chrysomelidae. The record is from the annotation of a GenBank genome assembly.
GUAAAAGUCAAAGUCGUAAAAGCAGUGUGAUGUGAUUUUAGAAAUAAAAUUUCGUUUUUGUCUACCUUUUAAAUAAUUCCAGUGUAAUUUGUCGCAGUUAUCAUGAAAAUAUGAACGGCCGUUAUUUAGUCAACGUCAAGUGGAAAUGCUGUUAAAAAUAUUCGUUUGUUAUUUUUCGUGUUCCUGACCUGGCCCAAGUUGAUGUCCAUGUUUUAUUGCAACAAAAAUAAUACGCACACUUGUGUUUAAAUUUCAGUUAAUUUAAGUGAUAUUAAGAUGAUUUUAUCGACAAGAAACUUACUUCAUGGCUUCCUUUGGUUUUGCAUUUUCUUCGUUUGCCAAAAAGGACUUUCAGUCGUCGAAACCGCAAUAAUACACAAUGCAACAUCUGCAACACGUUGCGAGUCCUAUAACAGCACAUGCAAUAAAAAAGGUGCUUGCCCGGCAGAAGAAGAAUGCCCAGUAGACGACCAGAAGUACCAUUGCUAUGUUCUCUGGUCUGUCGGCCCAAAUGGGACAUUUAAUGUAUCUUUAAAGGGUUGUUUUUUGAAUGGAGAAUGCUUCGACCAAAAACGAUGCGUGGAAACUUCGCCUGUGCCAAAAAGUAAUCUACUCUUUUGUUGCUGCAACGGUAACAUGUGCAAUAGGGAGUUCUUGUGGGAACCGGGUCCCAUCGAAGCUGCACCGCCUAGUACAGUAGCCCCGGUCCAGGAAGCCACUAACAACAACAUAUACUACUAUAUUUCGGUCGUUGUCUUCGCUACUAUGAUAGUUGGUUCCGUAUGUGUAUACUAUUGGAGGAAGAAGAACAAACACUACUUCAACGGGUGGGGUGUAAGUGGCUAUUAUCUUUUUAAGAUUCCCACUUCCGAGCCGAACCCACUACCCCCAUCCACUCCCUUGAUGGACAACAGGCCGAUCACACUGAUAGAAAUCAAAGCCAGAGGGCGUUUCGGGGCCGUGUGGAAGGCCCAAUUCAAAGGCGAAGAAAUAGCCGUUAAAAUAUUUCCCAUCCAGGACAAGCAGUCUUGGAUUACGGAACAAGACAUCUUCAAGCUACCCCACAUGGCGCACCCUAACAUAUUGCAAUACAUCGGGGUGGAGAAAAGGGGCGACAAUUUACAAGCCGAAUUUUGGCUGAUCACUGCCUAUCACGAGAAGGGUUCGUUGUGCGAUUUUCUCAAGGCUCACACUCUCACUUGGAACGAAUUAUGCAGAGUAUCCGAAACGAUGUCUAAAGGUUUGAUGGUUCUUCACGAAGCCAUCCCAGGCGAGCCAUCGAAACCGGCCAUCGCCCACAGAGAUUUCAAAAGCAAGAACGUCCUGCUCAAGAGCGAUCUAUCGGCCUGCAUCGCAGACUUCGGCUUGGCGAUCACCUUCGAAUCGGGCAAAUCCUGCGGAGACACCCACGGACAAGUCGGCACGCGAAGGUACAUGGCCCCCGAAGUCCUCGAAGGCGCCAUCAACUUCACGCAGGACGCCUUCCUGCGGAUCGACAUGUACGCCUGCGGGCUCGUCCUGUGGGAGCUCGUGUCGCGGUGCACGGCCCAGGACGGGCCCGUUCCGGAGUACAGGCUGCCCUUCGAAGAGGAGGUCGGCCAGCAUCCUUCGCUCGAGGACAUGCAGGAGUCCGUGGUGCAGCAGAAAGUCAGGCCGUUGAUACAGGAACAUUGGAGGCAUCAUCCGGGCCUCGCGGUGCUUUGCGAUACGAUUGAAGAAUGUUGGGAUCACGACGCAGAGGCCAGGCUGUCGGCGUCCUGUGUCAUGGAGCGGAUCAAUUCGCAGUCGAAGUACCAACAGCAGAUGUUGGGUUGGAGGAUAGAGCCGAGCGCGCCGCCGUUGAACGUUUUUAAGGAGAACAGCAUGUAGGAGAUGGGUAGAUUCGGAUUUCGGACGGACCGUACCUGCAUAACUUAAAGUACCUGCGUACGCAGCUUUGUUACCACACUCGCCUGUAUUUUUAUCGAUUCGCGAACUAUCGGAAAUUGUCGAUUUUGGCGAAAUCGAUGCGGUAAAGCGUGUUUCUUUUAUGAUUUGUUUUCUAUAACUGAUGUGCCAAUAGAAACGAUUUCCUUUUUAUACCGAGAUUUUUAUAUGUAACAGACUUAUGAAUACUUGUAAAUGUUGAGUUAAAAAAAAACUUGUGUGGUGACAUUUGAGAGUUUUAGAAAUUUCGACAUGUAAACUCGAUGUGUGAAAUCUUAAUACUAGAUGUAUGUAUAAAAGUAUUUUUUAUAUUUGGUUCGAUUGUGGACGAUUUGUGUUAUUUUUGCGAAAGGUAUCGCUGUCACGUAGAGUAUUUUUAUAUUAGUUAUGUUGUUAUAUCUUAAAUUGGCUAGGACUUUUGCUAUCCCUCUCGAACUCUAUACACUGAUUCUAUAGUUUUUAAUAGUAAUAAAUUAGUAAGUAUAAGUGUUAGAUUGAAGCUAUCGAUACUUUUCGCAAAAAGGGGCUUUCAUCAUUUUGAUUUAAUUUUAACAUUGUACAGUUCGCGUUCCAUAUUUAGUAAAAAACGAAGUGACAAAAAGGUAGAGUAGGAAGUGAAAUAAUCGUUAAUAUCAGCAAUAUCUACAUUUUGGUAAAUGUGCUGAUAACUUGGUUUUUGAAAUAACACGAUAUCAAUGCUGAAAAUUUUGAUUCUUUAUAAAAGAAUCUAUCUCUAUUAUAGAGUUAUAUUAUUGACGAAAACUGGGUGUUCCAAGGAUUUGAUGUUUAAUAAAGUAAAGUUAAAUUUAAUCCUCGAAAUAUCCCCUUUAAUGUUUACGUAGACGUAACAAAGACCCCUUAGGGGUAAAUGUUUGUGCCAUAGAGAAAAAAAAAGUAUCUAUUUUGUGCACUUUUAAUGACCUUUUUCUUGUCGACGUUACAUUUGUGCAAUUGAGUGUUAAGUUUGGAGUAACUUGAAAUGAACAUAAGAAACGAUUAUAUAUUUUUAAUAACCAUAUCGGUCUGUUUAGAGAUUACCUUACACUAAAAGAGUAAAUUUGUACAGUUUUUCCCGAUUUGUUGAAACGUAAUUUCGGUGAUAUUUUUCGAUUCUUUGUAAAUAACCUUUCCGGAAUGUUUAUGUUUAAAUUUCAAAGGAAUUGUACGAUUUAAUGAUAAGUAUUACGCGUUGU